AUGCAAUAUUAUGAAGAUAUAGCAAAUCAUUUUCCGGGUGGAUUGUAUCGAUAUGUUCGUGUUGAAUCACUAUAUGAUAAACAAUCUGUUGAACAUGAAUUUUUUAUUCGAAUCUCUCAAUCAUUUCCAUUUAUGGAAAAAUUAUGUGCGACUGAUUGUCAUCCACAAAAUAAAAAACAAUCUUAUAAAUCAAUGAAUGAUAAUCAUAGUUUAUCAAUUAUUAAAUAUUUUUAUCUUAGUCAACUUGAUAUUGAAUGA
Messenger RNA from Rotaria socialis, 258 nucleotides. NCBI's taxonomy places the organism in Eukaryota, Metazoa, Rotifera, Eurotatoria, Philodinida, Philodinidae. The record is from the annotation of a GenBank genome assembly.